This is a messenger RNA of Periophthalmus magnuspinnatus, 8731 nucleotides long. It is a transcript of the gene plcl1, whose product is annotated as phospholipase C like 1. Gene Ontology annotation, biological process: lipid metabolic process; intracellular signal transduction. Gene Ontology annotation, molecular function: phosphatidylinositol-4,5-bisphosphate phospholipase C activity. The record is from RefSeq and is a predicted model, not a curated record. The transcript has 12 exons. The coding region runs from base 756 to 4229 and encodes 1157 amino acids. NCBI's taxonomy places the organism in Eukaryota, Metazoa, Chordata, Actinopteri, Gobiiformes, Gobiidae.
GGAGGUAGAGGAGGCGCUGGGGGCAGAGGCGGCGCGGCGGCUGUCAGUUGUGUUCCUUUUUUUUUUCCUCGUCAAAAGUCUGUAGUUGUGGCUGCUGUUGAUGAGUCUCGUGGAUGAGUUUCAGUUUUGACUGAUGUGCAGCGCGCGCGCGUGGAGCCUCCUCGUCUCUGGAACCCGCGUGAAACCGACAAACUUCUGUUCUCCUCCUGCGCUUUGUUGACACUGAUAUGUUUUGGUGCCAGGUUCGGUGAUUUUUGGCUCGUUUUGGGACUGGCUCGUGGAUAGACAGGUGCAUUGACAAAGUGUUCGCCUCUGCCACACGUUCUGGUUCACCUGGAUUUUGUGUUCACGCGCGUCGUGCCUUGAAACAGUCGGGGGGGGAAAAAAGGAACUGGACUUGUUGCGCCUAAGGAGAGCGCACGAGUUUCCAUCCAAGUUGGUGCUGUACCUGCCCGUGCGCAGUGUUCCGCUCUGAUUUGGACGGUUCCACCACAGCGGGGAUGGUCUGUGCGGGUCAGACGUAGCCCCCCAAAAAAACCUCCAGCAGCUCUGCGCGCAGUCAGCGUGAGAUCCAGCUCACAAACGCCGAAACUGGGUCGGUUUAUUUCCUCCAGUCAGACAGAAAACGGGAUGUAGGAGACGCGUGUUUUGUGGCAUCCAUGCACAGGCGAGGAAAACUUUCUCUGCUUCGACCAGUUCAUUCAUUUCCCCGCGCGUAAACAGAGAAGAAGCCCCGCAGCCCACUUCCAGUCAACAUGUCUGAGCGCGAUGGCUUUGGAGACGGGCUGUGCAGCGAUGGAGCGCCAGACUGUAUCCCGCCCAGAGCGUCCCGCGGCCGGAGGAGCGGGGUGAUCGUCCCCGGGGGCGGACAGGACACGGACACCAUCCUCCUGGAGUCCGUGAAAGCAGCCCCACGCAGGAGCAGCAUCAUAAAGGAUCCAUCGGUGCAGAAAGUCGGAGGAGGCAGAAAGAAAACGGUCUCGUUCAGCAGCAUGCCCUCGGAGAAGAAGGUGAGCAGCGCGGGGGACUGCUUGGCGUUCAUGCAGGGCGGGUGUGAGCUGAAGAAGAUCCGCCCCAACUCCAGGGUCUACUGCCGCUUCUACACGCUGGAGCCGGACCUCACCUGUCUGCGCUGGGAGCCCUCCAAGAAGGACGGGGAGCGGGCCAGACUCGAAGUGUCCAGCAUCAGAGAGGUCAGAACAGGCAAGAGCACGGAGACCUUCCUCCACAACGGGCCGCUGUCCGAGCACCUGGCGGAAGAGGCGGCGUUCUCCAUCAUACACGGGGAUGAUUACCAGUCUCUGGACCUGGUCGCGCUGUCAGCAGACGUGGCUAACAUCUGGGUAACGGGCCUUCGCUACCUAUUGGCGCACCCUUCAGUCAUCGGGGCGUCCGGAGGAGUCGGCGGCGGAGUCCUGCCCGAGGGGAGCCUGUCGGUGGAGGGAAGUCUGGGGAGUAAGAUGAGGAGCGAGUGGCUGGCGACGGAGUUUGCCGCGGUGGAUGAAGACGGGUACGGCAUCGUGUCCGAGGACGUGGCGGUGACGACCAUCUGCAAACUGUGUCCUGGGAUCAAAGAGGCGAAGGUGCGUCUUCGCUUUAAGGAGAUCCAGCGCAGUAAGGAGAAGCUGACGUCCCAUGUGACUCGUGAGGAGUUUCAGGAAGCGUUCUGCGAGCUGUGCACACGGCCUGAUGUUUACUUUCUUUUAGUCCAACUGUCCAAAGACCGUGAGUGUUUGGACCCUCAGGACCUCAGGCUGUUCCUGGAGACGGAGCAGGGCUUGUCCCUGGCUACAACUGAGGGCUGCUGGGAGCUGCUGAGGAGGUACGAGCCCUCAGCGCAGGGACGGGAGAUGGGGCUGAUGGGAAUCGACGGCUUUGCCCGGUAUCUGCAGUCUCCAGAGUGUCAACUACUGGAUCCUGAACACCAAGGGGUCUGCCAAGACAUGAACAUGCCUCUGUCGCACUAUUACAUCAGCACAUCGUACCGCUCCUAUCUCCUGGACGACCAGGUCCACGGCAGAGCUGACCUCGGUGGACUUAUAAAGGCCCUGCAGGCUGGCUGUCGCUGCCUGGAGCUCGGGAUCACUGACGGCCCAGAGGGGGAGCCUCUUCUUGGGGUGGACCUCGGGCCUGAUAUCCCUCGUCAUCAUCACCAUCAUCAUCAUCACCACCACGCCCCGGUCACCAUCCGCUCUGCUCUGGAGGUGAUCAACAAGUAUGCCUUUCUGACGUCCCAGUACCCGCUCCUCAUUUACCUGUGCCAUCGCUGUACGCCGUCCCAGCAGCGGGUCAUGGCACAGCACCUUAAGAAAGUGUUUGGGACUCGUCUGUACACUCCUGAGGCGCUCCCGGUCACUCUAGGGGGGCGAGCCACCACCCUGCCCUCUCCAGAGCAGUUAAAGGGGCGUGUUCUUAUUGUAGGAAAGAAGCUGCCCUCAGAGCUGGACGAUUCUGAUGGAGAAGUGUCUGAGGAGGAUGAGGAGAUCGGAGGCGGCGGGCCUUUAGCCGGCCGCAGAAUGACCAUCCCCGGUGAGGAGGAGCUGGGCGUGGUGCUCGUUGUGCCCCCUCCCUCUCAGCCCCGGAAACUGCGGCUCCACAAAGAGCUGUCAGACCUGGUGAGUAUCGUUCGGACGGGCAGCCGCAGCUUCUACGCUCAGAGAGCCACUUUUAAACUGGCACAGCAGCAGUCCCCUCCGAGCAGCCCCUGCUCCCCGGGCACGCCGCUGCCCCCUGAACCUCCGUACUGGACUCUGUGCUCUCUGGGGGAAGGAGAAGCCGGACGUCUGAGCAGCGAGAGCCCAGAGGACCUGGUCAUGUUCACCAAACGCACUCUGACCAGAGUCCGCCCCAGCUCUGUGAGGCUGGACUCUAGUAACCCCAACCCCCAGGGCUACUGGAAGGGAGGGGUGCAGCUCGUGGCCUUGAACCAGCAAACCCCUGGUGCCAUGCUGGACCUUCACCGAGGACGCUUCUCUCAGAACGGCGGCUGUGGCUUUGUACUCAGACCUGCCGUCAUGAGAGAUGAGGUGUCUUACUUCAGCGCCCACACUCAAGGCUGCGUCCCCGGGGUGCCGCCACAGACGCUCCGCGUUAAGGUGAUCAGCGCCCAUAACCUGCCCAAGCCCCAGGGGUCGGGCGCUAAGGGCGAGGUCAUCGACCCGUACGUGGUCCUGGAGCUGCACGGCGUCCCUGCAGACUGCGCGGAGCAAAGGACACGCACGGCCGCUCAGAACCAGGACGACCCGCUGUUUGACGAGACCUUUGAGUUCCAGGUGAACAUGCCGGAGUUGGCCUUGCUUCGCUUCGUCGUACUGGACGAUGACUACAUAGGUGACGAUUUCAUUGGGCAGUUCACGGUGGCCUUCGAGUGCCUUCAGCCCGGAUACCGGAACGUGCCCCUGCUGGGUUUGGCGGGUGAACCCUUACCUCACUCCAGUCUGUUCGUGCACGUGGCCGUGACGAACAGGAGGGGCGGGGGCAAGGCUCAGCGGAGGGGGUUGUCCGUGAGACGGGUGGCGCGCAGAGGGAGAGAAUACGUCACCCUGCGGCACACGGGGAUCAAGGUGCUGGACGAGGCCUUCAAACCAGCCGGCGCUCUGAUGAAGGAGGCGGCGGAUCUACGAGAGGAGGCGCAGAGCACCACGGCCAGUUUCAAAGAGCAGUGUGGGCUCCCCACAGUGGCCAAACUGAAGCAGUGCAUCCAGAGCUUAGCCACGCGGCUGCAGACCUCUGAGGGCAUCAUGGGGGCGUGUAUGGUGCUGAAGGACGGGUACCCCUGUCUAGAGGCCCAGGUCAACCUCCCCGAGCCCACCAAGAAGCUGCUCACUGCCUACGACACGAUGAUCGCGGCUCAGAAGCAGCUGAUCGAGAGCGCAGACAGUCUCCAGGACAAAGUGGCUCAGGUUCAGAAAGAAGGAAUGGACUUUCACGAGGAUCUGUCUCGUCUCGGGGAGAAGGAGGGGCUAAAGGGACGCAAACUCAACAAGGCCGUGGAGAGUUUCACCUGGAACAUCACCGUGCUCAAGGGUCAGUGUGAUCUGCUGCGCGGGGCAAAGAUGGACUCUCUGGACGCUCUGAGGCAGCUGGCUCUGGCCUGCGAAGCCUGCGGACUCACCUCCUCCUCUCCAUCGUCAAACUCCUCCUCCUCUUUCUCCACCGCCGAGCUGCACUACUCCUCCCAUCCACAGGGGGGCCGCAGGGGCAGUAGUUACGGCAACGGACGCAUCUGACGCCCUCCUCCCACCAAAACAGAAGAAAAAACAAAAGAUAAAGAUUUGAUUUGUAAUAAAAGCCUAGACUGAACCAGCCCAGAAAGCCUUAAGGUGUGAGGGAGACGGUGGACUUGUUAUUUAUGAAUGUAAUUACGAAAAAUCUGGGUUUUGAAGGACACGCAGAUGUUUUGAAGGACACGCUGACGUCUUUUGACAGCUCCAAAGAUACAUGUGUCUUGACUUUUUAAAGCAAUGGGUGGAUUCCUUUGUCGGAGUUGGCUGAGUCACUUUUUUAAAUUGUAUGGGCGGCUCACCCUGGGGGACCUCGCCAUCUCACGCCUCUGUGUGGGAACAAAACUGCAAAUGUCAAGAACGAAGGAAAGUUUAGGACUUUCAAGUCUAAAAGCAUUAAAUAAAACCUCAAACUUGUAUUUUUUUGAUAGAAGCAGGUGGAAUAACUAAAAUUUAAAGUUUUUUUUUGUGAUUGGGCUGAUGUUGUGGUGAUAGAAACGCAUCCAAACCUCGUCAAAACAUCAAAAAACUCGUCAAAACUUCGGAAUAUUUCACAAAACUUGGGUCGUUUUUAGUUGGUUUGAAAGUCCAAACAAAUAAGAGGUAGAACAGACUGAUUCUUGUCCAAAUUUGGGCGUACAAUGAUUGUCCCAAUAGCUGAAAGUUUAGCAGUUUGAUUCACACUCCGUUCCCAUUUGUUUUGUGUCCUUGAGCAAGACACAUCCCCCUCUAGGACGUUACCUGUCCCUGUAGUUGUGAGUUUGACGCCCCCCCGAGCGCAAAACGGCAGCAAUAUUAAGUCUUAAUAAGUCUGAUGUGGUCCAGGAGAAGCAGCGUGACUGGAAAAGUGAAUGUAUAAACGUAUUUCAUUAUUAGCGUUGUCUCAAACUGACCUUAAAACGUUCACCUGACGACGAGCGAGGAGCGUCCGAAACUUGAGUACUGUAAACGAGAGAGUAACUCGAGAAGUACGAGCGGAUACGGCGGUACUACUCUUUGUUGUAGUACACGGCGAGUAUCAAGUUUUAACCCGCUAACCAUAUCUUUACAAGCGGGCUAAAGGAUGCUAAAGGAUGCUAAAGGAUGCUAAAGGAUGCUAAAGAAUGCUAAAGGAUGCUAAAAGAUGCUAGCAGCUCGUACACUGGGAUUGUUUGAGUCCAACGAUGAAUUUUGAUGAAGUACACUGUGUUGAUGUAGCAAUAAUAGAGUUAAGAAAGUUAACGAGGCGAACAGUUUGCGUAAAUUAUGAAAAAUGUUUUUAGUUUUGUGUGUUAAACUGUUAAACUGAACGUGCUGUCCAGAUGGUUCCACUGCCCGCUGACCCGUUUUCCCGUCUGCUCGGCCUUUUGAGUGUCGCUGUGUUUUGUUCGCGUGCUUUUGUAUCGUCGCGAUGCUGCUUUACUCGAACCAAACCGGGGCGAAAACUAAGCUAUCGUCAAAAAAAAAAACCUCCUUAAAUCUAACGUUUUACUCACAAAAGCGCAAAGGUUUUAACUACAAGUCUGAUUUUAAAUGAGUUUAGGCAAAAUGACGAUUGAAACAACACAAGUGCAAUUGCUCAGUGAUUAUUUUGGUGCGCUAUGUAACCUGCUUGUUUCCGCAGUACGGCAUUAUACUUGUCUAUCUCCAUGGCGACAAGCACCUGACCAUAGAUUGUACAUAUAUAAACGGACGUAGCCAACCUGCUAGCCGCCGCCGCGCUCCAAACAGGAAGUGAGCAUGGUCGCACUUCCUGGUUCCAUCGACUCUGGCUCCAAUUCACUUUACAUUGAAAAAAAAAAAAAAAAAACUGCACAUUUUUCAAUUUGUUUUUCAGCAAUAAAAACGCAAACCGAAACAAUGCAAUAUGCGCAGCUUUAAUGCCAUACUGCGGAACAUUCUGGGGAAAGCAAUAAGUCUCUACGAGUGCCAUCGGGUUUUAAAAUUGGCUGUUUUUUUUUGUUCGGAAAGUACUGAUUUUUGUGUGUUUUUAUUACAUUUCAAAGUGGCACUUAGCAACAAAAAAAAAGUAAUGAUUUGUUUUCAAUUUAAAUCCGCUGCAGUUUUUACGAGAAAUUAACCCGUUGAUUUUAGAAGAACACGGACAGGCUGAAUGUUUCUGAACCCUUUAAGAAUCCGUCAUCGAAAAACAAUUUACGAGCUACUUCAAGUUCACUAGACCCGCUCCCGUGUCGUACUUUCGUGUUUAAAGGGCCGUGUUUCGCUGUUUUCUGAUCUAUUUUAACGUUUCCUCGUCGAAAAACCAGACCUGGAGUUGCGUUUUGUUUCAUUCACACAUGUUUAACGACACAAACCCUGCAUAUUUAGGCUCUUUUCACAAACCGAAAACACUCCGUUCCACUUUGUGAUGUCAUGUGGCGAUACAGGAAGUGCUUUUUUUUUUUUUUUUUUUAACUCUGUACAUCUUCACUAGUAACAUCUGGAUGAUUUCAGACCUGGAAUUGCCCAUCUGUAAUGAACUGAAGGUUGAAAAAAAACCUCAAAAACUACAACUUCAUGACAUCACGAGGUGGAACAGCGCAGAUAGACUAAUAAUAAAGUGUGCAAAUGAAACAAAACACAACUCCGGGGAUGUUUUUGAUGACGCCACGACAUUAUAACGUGACUUGAAGCUCAGAAGAGUCAGUUUGGCGUAAUAUCGUCCCUUUCGUCUCGUUAUAGACUCGACCCUGUUCCAGACUUUCCACUGAUCUACAUUCCUUUAACCUACAUGUUUUCAUUUUGGGCCGUGUUAUCGAUGCUCGGAGCUGAUCUCGUGUUAUUUUUUUAAACAUUUUCCUCGCGUUUUGUGUCAGAAAAGCCUUUGAAACUGUGUGGUAUCUGUUAGUUCUGGCUGUUGAUUGGCUGGGCACACCUGCGGGUUUUUAUAAUUGGUGGUGAGCCGUACAUAGAUUGGCAACACCUGCUGCUUUAGUCUAUAAAUAACACGUCGCUGUACGCCGUCGUCUGUCAUGAUACCACACUGCCCUAUUUCCUGCUCCACUGAUCCACACCGGUCCCUCCUCCUAUCUCUCCCUUACAUAUUGCCAAACAAUUAUAUUCCCUCUUUAAAAUGCAGUAGCUUCAAACGCCACGACUCCACGCUGCCGCCAAGAGGCCGUCGGGAGUUAUUUCGGACACGUCCUGUUUACCUGUCUGCUGGGGAUAUUCUCCAUCAAUGUUGCAUUAGCUUCAGUAAAACUAACCGCAGUGUUAGCUUUCUGUUGUUCCGGUUUACGAGUCCACUUCAACUAGGUCAAAAGAGCGAGCGGCGUGCGGAAGUGAAGAAACGCAGAGUGAAUGAGGUUUUGAGGCGUCGCGUUUCAGUCCUUUCGUAACGAGGCGAAGGUAUAAGCCUGUUAUUUUUGAAUACGAAAUCUGUAAACAGCUUAGUGUCUAGAUAUUUUACAGUGACGUCGCGCUGUGGGGUUUUACAUGUGUCUCUAUGGCGGAUUGUUCAGCAGUUACAGCGGCGACACGAUGCGCACGUUAGCGAACACGGACGAAAAAGUCGUAAGGUUGUUUGGAAAAAAUACAAAAUGGAUUUUAAAAGCGUGUUUUUUUUCGGGAGCUGGUGAUCAGUUUGAGCGGUCGUGGUCCCGUUUACGAGUUUGAUUUUACACAAAAAAAAAUUGUGAAAGUGCUGAAAAACUGUUGGCUAACGCUAGCUAGCUUGCGACAGUGAUGCUAAUUGAGAGGAACUUGUUUAACAGCGCAAAACUACUCGACUUAACAGGUUCUUUCUGGUCAGAUUGUGUCAAAACAAAGAUUAAACAUUAAAGUCUAACUUGAGUAAUAAAGCUUCAGACGCAGCAGUGCCUCCGGUUAGCUUCACAGCCCCGAUUCAAAAUUCACACCUGGAAAACCCCCAGAUCAGGUCAUUUCAAUGUUAUUUUAAUCUGUUUUAUUACUUUUUCAAACUCGGGCGAAAGUGCACGACGAUUGGAUGAAUUUCAACAGCCAAAAUACUGAACGUGAUCUUAAAUAAAAAUAAUAAAAAUACUAAAAACAUCCCACAGUCACCGCUCGUCUCUCGUCGGGAUCCAGAUCUACUUUCUUUCUGCGUUCUCACUCCGGCUUCUUGUGUAUCGAGUGCUUCGUCGGGUCUAAAAAUGCGUUUGGACUGGGAGUUUCACGUCGUUCUCGUCUUAAGCUCAAACUGUCUGUGCUCUGCGUGUGUGAUUCUCUGUGAUUUCAGGACCUGUCGUACUUAAACCCUGCGGUCGUCGUGGUGUGAACACAGAUCACGUUUGUAAAGGUGUUUGGGGUUUAUAUUAACUGUGGCAUCUAGAGUGUCCUUAUAUCAGUGUUCUCUCAGCUGUUCUUAUGGUUCAUUGUAUGUUUUUGUAAAAUAUAAAACAAAAAAAAACACCAACAGAAAGAAAAAAUAUUUAUUUAAGUGUGUUUUAAAAAGCAUAAAUAUAAUAAUAAAUUAAAUAGACUUUUAUUUUGAAAAGCUUUUGUGUUUUUCUAUCUGACGAAUAAUCAAAUAACAAGAGUAUGUUUCCCAAACUAAAUAAAACCAUUUU